ACUUACCGGUGUAAUGUAACCUUUAGUUCGUAUUUCACAAAAGCUACUUCCCUUGUUUGUAAUUUAACCACUGUGAUAACAAGCUAUAAAUUGUCGACAAUAUACAAUAUUAUGGCAGAAUAUAUACCCACGGAGAUUCAAAACACGGCGAAGUUGUUAAGAGAGGAGUAUGAACGGCGAGAACAACAACAGAAGAAACAUUACUUCCUGUUUACACAGCUUCAGGACAUGGCCCGAGAAAUACCAGGAAAGUACCAGCAGCGGCUACCCUAUGACCUGCUGUCAGGUCUUGCCAAUGCGCUGCUAGAUGGCACAGUGUUCCAGAUUGUUAAUGGACUGCGGGAGGUGCAGGAAUGGGAAGAGAGAGCCAUGGCACAGCAGAGGACCAAACUCAUCCAAGACCACAAGACCCAGAAGCACGAGUUACAGAAGAAACAUAAGGCCCUGCUGCAGGACUGCCAGGCCCGGCCUCACAAUCUCACUCUCACCAAGGCACAGAUUGACAGAGAAAUGGAGACUACAUACAAGCGAUGUGAGGAGGAGAUUCGAAAGAAAGAUCAGAAGAUAAUCUUGGAGCUUGACCAGAAGGUGAUGGAUCAACAGUCCACCUUGGAGAAAGCUGGUGUAUCUGGCUUCUGUGUUACCAAUAAACCCCUGGAUAUUCGCAUGCAAAUGUACCUCCUUGACUUCAUUGUACGUUUGUCUAAACUUGAGAUGCCUUCUUGAAGAAAACAAAUAUAUUUUUGUGGUUGAUAAAAGCUGAUGGAACAUACCCAGACCUACAAAUGAAUUUCCUUCUCUUCAUUGUGCAGUUAUGUACAAAUGAGAUGCCAUCUUGAAGAAGUGUUAAUUUGUUACUGUUACAAAAGGUAUUCAUGUACCUGCUUUAGUUAUGAUGACAUAAGAUGCUGAUUUCAAAAUAAACAGAGUCUUCGACAUAACAUGGUUUCCAAUGCACUUAAAGCUCAAACCUAAAAAAAAAAGGUAUUUCUCCAUUGUAAUGUUCUCUGACAAUAAAACGUACCAGUUCAGAUCAGUAUCAAACAAGGAUCUUGUCUUACAGAUAACACCUCGUACUAAAUACAUGGAAACUUCAUUCGCAAAUUAUAGCAAAAAUAUAUGGAAUGACAUAUACGUACCUUGAAAACCCUUAAAACGUUCAAUGGAAAUUGUAAGCUUUAUUUAUUGUGUGAAUGAGAAGUUAUUUUACAUGUUCUUUAACAUGUAUACAUGUAUAUGUUUAAUUUAUAGUCGUGUCCUUAGAGUUUCAGUGAAUGUUUAAGUAUGAAUGUAUUUAUUAACAGUUUAAUAUUCUUAUAUGUAAAUGUAUCUUUCUAGUAUUAACAUUGACAGGUGACUUAUUUUCAAGAAUAAUGCUUUUUCUUUUGUUUCUUUACUUUGAAGGCCAUAUUGAAAAUAAGAAUAUAUGUUUAAAUAAGAAUAUAUGUUUAUAUGUCUAAAUGCGUAAACUUCGGUAAAUAACAUCCAUAUACUAAAAACUAUGCUUCCUAACAAUCUCAAUAAUAAAGUUCUUUAUGAUGUUAAAUGCAAUUACAUAUUUAUGCCCCCACAAAGUGGCGGCAUAUAGGGUUGCCCUUGUCCGUACGUACGUCUGUCUGUCUGUCUGUACGUACGUACGUCCCGAAGAUUGUUUCCGAUCUAAUUCUUGAAAACUGUUUGUCCAAUCCUCACCAAACAUUAAACACAUGUUUGUGACCAUAAUAUCUUGAUCAAGUUCGAUAGUCAUGGAAAUCGCUUCAGUCAUUUAGGAGUUACGGCCCUUUUUUGCCAAAAAUACUUCAAAAAUACAUGUUUCCAAUCUAAUUCUUGAAAAGUAUGUGUCCAAUCCUCACCAAACUUUACAUACAUGAUUGUGACCAUAAUAUCUUGAUCAAGUUCGAUAGCCAUGGAAAUCGCUUUUGUCAUUUAGGAGUUACGGCCCUUUAUUUGCAAAAAAAGACUUGAGAUUAUCCUGAAUAAUCAUUAUGGCUUAUUUUCUGUGACAAAAAAUCGAAGUGGGGGCAUCCGUGUCCUAUGGACACAUUUCUAGUUUUCACAAAUUGUUGUGUCUCCCUAUUAUUAUAUAUUUAUUAUGCCCCCCUUCGAAGAAGAGGGGUAUAUUGCUUUGCACAGGCAUGUCCGUCGGUCCGUCGGUAGACCAAAGCUUGUCCGAGUGAUAACUCAACAAUUCCUGGACGUAUGGUCAUCAAAUUUCACAUGAAGGUUUGGCCUAACCAGAAGAUGAACCCUAUUGAUUUUGGGGGUCAUCGGGUCAAAGGUCAAGGUCACAGUGACCUUUAAUGGUAAAAUAAUUUUAAAGCUUGUCCGAGUGAUAACUCAACAAUGCCGGCACCCAUGGCCCUCAAACUUGACAUGGAGGUUGGGCCUGACCAGUAGAUGACCCAUAUUGUUUUGGGGGGUCAUCAGGCCAAAGGUCAAGGUCACAGUGACCUUGAAUGGUAAAAGGUCGUCCGAGUGAUUACUUGACAAUGUCUGCACCCAUGGACGUCAAACUUGACUUGGAGGUUGGGCCUGACCAGUAGCUGACCCCUUUUGUUUUUGGGGCUCAUCGGGUCAAAGGUCAAGUUCACAGUGACCUUGAAUGGUAAAAGGUUGUCCUAGUGAUAACUCAACAAUGCCAGCACCCAUGGCCCUCAUAAUAGAAUUGGAGGUUGGGCCUGACCAGUAGAUGACCCCUAUUGUUUUUGGGGGUCAUCGGGCCAAAGGUCAAGGUCACAGUGACCUUGAAUGGUAAAAGGUUGUCCGAGUGAUAAUUCGACAAUGCCUGCACCCAUGGCCCUCAUAAUUGAAUUGGAGGUUGGGCCUGACCAGUAGAAGACCCCUAUUGUUUUGGGAGGUCAUCGGGUCAAAGGUGAAGGUCACAGUCACCUUGAAUGGUUAAAGGUUUUCCGUGUGAUAACUUGACAAUGCCUGCACCCAUGGCCGUCAAACUUGACUUGGAAUUGGGCCUGACCAGUACAUGACCCCUUUUGUUUUGGGGGGUCAUCUGGCCAAAGGUCAAGGUCACAGUCACCUUGAAUGGUAAAAGGUUGUCUGAGUGAUAACUCGACAAUGCCUGCACCCAUGGCCCUCAAACUUGAUUUGGAGAAUUAGCCUGACCAGAAGAUGACCCCUAUGGUUUUGGGGGGGUCAUCUGGCCAAAGGUCAAGGUCACAGUGACCUGGAAUGGUAAAAGGUUGUCCGAGUGAUAACUCGACAAUGCCUGCACCCAUGGCCCUCAAACUUGACUUGGAGGUUGGGCCUGGCCAGAAGAUGUUCCCUAUUGAUUUUAGGGGUCAUUGGGCUAAAGGUCAAGGUCACAGUGACCUGGAAUGGUAAAAGGUUAUCCGAGUGAUAACUCGACAAUGCCUGCACCCAUGGCCCUAAAACUUGACUUUGAGGUUGGGCCUGGUCAGAAGAUGGUGCCUAUUGAUUUUAGGGGUCAUUGGGCCUUCAAGUGACCUUGAAUGAUAAAAGGUUGUCCGAGUGAUAACUCAACAAUGCCUGCACCCAUGGCCCUCAAACUUGACAUGGAGGUUGGGCCUUACCAGUAGAUGACCCCUAUUGAUUUUAGGGGUCAAAGGUCAAGGUCACAGUGACCUUGAAAGCGACCUCGACAAUUCCUGGACCUAUGGUCAUCAAACUUGACAUGAAGGUUGGGCCUGCCCAGUAGAUGACCCCUAUCGACUUUGGGGGUCAUCAGGCCAAGGUCAAUGUCACAGUAACCUUUAACGAAAAAAAGUUAACAAAUCUUCUCCCACUGAUAUCUCAACAAUGCCUGAACCUAUGAUCAUUAAACUUGACAUGGAUGUUAAGCCUGACCAGUAGAUCACCCUUAUUGAUUUUAGGAUUCAUAGAGCCAAAGGUCAAGGUCACAGUGAUCUUGAAUGGUAAAAGGUUGUCUGAGAGAUAACUCAACAAUGCAUGAACCCAUGGCCUUUAAACUUGACUUGGAGUUGCAUCUGACUUGUAGAUGACCCCUUAUGAUUUAAGGGGUCAUUGGUUCAAAGGUCAAGGUCACAGUGACCUUGAACGAAAAAAACUUGUCUGUGUGAUAACUUGACAAUGCCGGCACCCAUGGCCCUCGAACUUGACAUUUAGGUUUCUGGUGACCAGCUGAUGACUCUGGAUUUUGAGUUCAUAGAGUCAAAGGUCAUGGUCAUAACACACUCUAUCCUCACACUUUAAUGGUCAUAAUCUUAAAACUGCCUUAACGGCAACAAAUCAGCUGUCAUUUCGGUCCAUGCAUAUUUCAUUCAAUUGUCCAUAUAAUCCUGACAACAUGGCGCUCAGGAGGGGGGGGGGGGCAUAAUGUUUGACAAACAUCUCUUGUUACAAUUGCUGUAAUAGGCUAUUGUAUCACUCAAUGAUCCAUAUAUGUAUUAUUUCAACAUGUGUGCAACUAUAUCCUAUGUCUUGAUUGAUGUCAUUUGUUUUGCUGCCUGUUUGAAAUGACCUUGAUGUUAUGUUAUGCAGAAACAUUUGUAAUGUUAUGCAGAAACAUUAACAACAAAUAAACUUUAUGUGUUUGUGUGAUUUGAUUAUUAUUAAAAUAUAUUAAUGAAGUGUAUUGAUACGUCCAUAAAAACAUAAUGAAGGCAAGUGCCCAAAAUGUGUGUUUUUUCUUUAAAAUGUGUAAAAAUGAUCUCAAUAUU
This is a messenger RNA of Mya arenaria, 4655 nucleotides long. RefSeq names its product protein DGCR6-like. Bases 112 to 726 code for a protein of 204 amino acids. Lineage: Eukaryota; Metazoa; Mollusca; Bivalvia; Myida; Myidae. The record is from RefSeq and is a predicted model, not a curated record. The transcript has 4 exons.